Molecule: messenger RNA, 2496 nt
Organism: Hansenula anomala
Lineage: Eukaryota; Fungi; Ascomycota; Saccharomycetes; Phaffomycetales; Wickerhamomycetaceae
Gene: WAR1
Product: War1p
Exons: 2
Coding region: 1-2496 (831 amino acids)
Biological process (GO): regulation of DNA-templated transcription
Cellular component (GO): nucleus
Molecular function (GO): zinc ion binding; DNA-binding transcription factor activity, RNA polymerase II-specific; transcription cis-regulatory region binding
Source: RefSeq, a predicted model, not a curated record
AUGGCACCUAGAGCUACGAAUAAGAAGGAGAAGCCUUCAUCUGCUACACCAACCACAACAACAUCAACAAGUGCAGUUACUACAAAGAAGGACAACGGGGCAUCCAAACCAGCUCCAAGUCGAAGAAGAGCUGUUGCUUGCAAAUCCUGCCAUACGCUCAAAGUCAAGUGUAUCCCUUCUGAUCCAGAUGACCUCUCGUCUCCUUGUGUUAGAUGUAUCAAGACCAGAAGAGUGUGUGAGAUAGAUACAAACUACAGCAGAAAGAAGAGAAAACAACCACAGCAACAACAACAACAAAUGCAUCCACAAUCAAUUACGAAUUCAAGUCAAGAUCGCGUAAAUGAACUGGAACAAAAGAUUGAACAAUUAAAUAAUGAACUACUACAACAUCGUUCACAAAUGAGCAGUAACUCACCUCAAGGGUCUAUCCAUAGUAAUAAUCAAUCACCAGUGCAUCCUGGUGGACAGUCUUUUCCAAAUCAUUUCAGCCCCUUGUCUUCAUAUCAACAAAACACGAUUGGGCAAAGGUCCUCAUUAAGUGGAACUCCAAUAAGCGCUGAAAGAGGGAAUAACAGCAGAGGCACAAAGAGACCAGUAAAUGGUGGUAGCUCUUUUGAAUUCAUCAAUGAAAAUGAUCAUUUCCCUAAAAAUGGGGCUACCGAUGCUAAAAGGGCCAAAGUAUCCAAAUUGACAAAAGCUCAACAGAUUGAACAAUUGAUUGGUUCAACUGCGUUAUCUGAUGUUAGUAAUAUGGUUACACAAGUUGCAGAGGAAAGACUACGGAGAGUUUACUCAUCUCAUGUAGAUUUGAUUGAUAGUGGAAUUCUAACUAUAGAGGAGGCUCAACAAAGACUGAAGAUGUAUUUUGAAGUGAUCUUUGCAAAGUAUCCUUUUGUUGAUGUUCCUACUGAUGUGGAAACAUUCAAGUCUGUUUAUCCUGUUUUGUUCAAUGUUGUUAUGGCUGUCACUUGUGUUGCAAGUACUAAUGAUGCUGAUUUUGAUAAAAACUUGAAUAUUGAAAAUAUUGCUACCCAAGAAGUUAUUCAUGAAGUUGUGGUUAUUGGGAACAAAUCAAUUGAACUGUUGAAAUCGUUGUUGCUUUUAACUAUUUGGUACAAUAUGCCUGAAUUGUUUCAUAAUCGUCGUUAUCAUAUAUUCAGUGCUUUAUGUAUAACAAUGACUCAGGAUCUUGGUUUGACAGGUCGCCCAUAUUAUGUUGUUAACAAAAGUGAAGGUUCCGUUCUCCGCUCUGAAGUGUUGGAGGAUCCUCAAAAGGAUGAAUAUAGAUGUCUUGUUUUGGCUGUUUAUUCUGCAUCUAUUGGUUAUUCAUUAUUUCUAAGAAGAAAAUUAUUUGUCACAUGGACUCCAUAUCUUGAGGAUUCUUAUCAACAUUUAAGAACUUCUAGUGAAUUAAAGUUCAGAUCAGUUGCGAUAUUUGCUAAAUUGACCAGUUUACUUGAAAAGAUUCAUAGUUUUGUUGAAUUGAAAGAUCAAGAGAAUUUAUCAUUUAUUCAACAUUUCCAAAGAGCUAUUGAUUUCUUGAAAGAUCAACAGACAACAAUGGACUCUAAUGUCCUGCUUGGGUUUGCUUAUUCAGUUGAAGCAUUUUUGUACUCAAAGUUUACAUCUGAAGAAUUGAGUUUCAAAUGUUUACAUUCAACUUUACAAUGUCUACAUCAUUUCAGCUCAUUGACCCCAGCUCAGUUUUGUUCAGUGCCAUUAUUGAUCUAUGGAAGAUUAAUGUAUUGCUUUGCACUGCUACUGAAGACUAGUAACUGCUUGAGCUUUGAAUUUGAUUUUAGCUCCAUAAAGAGAAUAAUGAAUACAUUAGAUGAAUGCAACAAGAUUUACAAAACAAACCAUUUGCUUGUGAAGACCAAAUUGUUGUUUUAUUUCUACUUAACAACAUAUUCCAAGAAUGAAAAUGCAUUCAACGAAUUGGCCAAUAUAUCAUCAAGUGAAACCGUUGUCAACGCUAAUUCUCAAAAUUCAAGUAUUAGUGGCACACCAACCAACACAUCUUCAGCAAAUCAACCUCCAAAAACUUCAUUACAUCAACCAGUUGUACAACAGUCAUUUGAACAACAACAUCAACAACAUGCCCCUGCUGGUGAUGCCCCAGGCAUGGCAACCUCACAUAUUCCUCAAGGUUAUCCUCAACAGCCACACCAUCCAAUCAACACAGGGAAUAUCCCACCACAUAGCCAUCAAUAUCCAGAUCAAUAUCAACACCCAUUAAUGCACCCACAACAACAUUCACACCAACAAGUUAAUGGACCACCAAUGAAUGUUUACCCUGGAAUCAGCAUGCCAAAUACUAAUAGCAUGCUACCGCAACAUGACCAGCUGGAGUCUCAUAUGGAGCCAGUAUACCCUCAAUUGGAUGUGUUAUCUGAUGCUACAAUGAAGGGAUUUGGUGACAUUCCAACUGAAUUGAUGGGACAAGAUGAAUUUUGGAAGUUGUUUGAUUAUAAAGAUGAACAAUUUUUGUUAUAA